Molecule: messenger RNA, 1131 nt
Organism: Miscanthus lutarioriparius
Lineage: Eukaryota; Viridiplantae; Streptophyta; Magnoliopsida; Poales; Poaceae
Source: the annotation of a GenBank genome assembly
AUGGAGGAUCUCUCGGAUCUUGGAGACCGCGGCCACCUGGGUGCUGCCAGGCGGCCCGCGGCGCCAUCACUUCCGUCCUCUUCUAAAGUCUCCGUGCAAGUCUACACCGUCCCAAGCAGCUCAACUGCCGGCGGUGAAGCAGCCCGAGCUCAAGGAGGUGUUGCACCAAUGAUCCAUGCGUCGUCUAGCGUCGGUGGCCAUGGCGGCCGCGCUGCUGAUCUAGACCCCAUCAAGGCCAAGAUCGUCUCCCACCCUCGUUACCACCGCCUGCUCGCCGCCUUCUUGGACUGCCACAAGGCACACGACCCGAUCGAUGUCCCUUCAAUUUUCACGCGCGUGCACGUCGGCUGCCCGCCGGAAGCGGCCGAGGAGAUCGCGGCGGCGGCUCGGGAGCGCGAGGCGUGGCAGCGUGCAGCCGUGGGCGACGCGCACAAUACAAGGCCGGACCCGGAGCUCGACCAGUUCAUGGAGUCUUACUGCGAGCUGCUUGUUGCGCGGAAGGACGAGCUGACCCGGCCGCUCCGGGAGGCCAAUGAGUUCCUGACGACGGUGGAGUUGCAGCUCAACUCCAUUACCAACACCGGGUCACCCAUGGGAGCUCUCAUCUCUCCAGCUGCAGAAGAUGAGACUGGAGUAGAUAUGUCCGACGAUGACCAAGAAGAAGGCAGCGGCGGCAUGGAGGCAGAAGCAGCCCUCGGCAUCGACCCUUGCUCCGAUGACAAGGAGCUCAAGAAGCAGCUCCUCAGGAAAUACAGCGGGUGUUUGGGCAACCUGAGAAAGGAGCUGUCCAAGAAGAGGAAGAAAGGCAAGCUCCCCAAGGAGGCCCGGCAGAAGCUGCUCAGCUGGUGGGAGCUGCACUAUGGAUGGCCCUACCCCUCGGAAAUGGAGAAGAUCUCACUGGCGGAGUCGACGGGGCUGGAGCAGAAGCAGAUCAACUACUGGUUCAUCAACCAGCGGAAGCGGCACUGGAAGCCGUCGGAGGAGAUGCAGUUCGCGGUCAUGGAUGGGUUCCACCCGGCGCCGGCGAACGCCGCCGCGCUCUUCGUCGACGCACGCCUCGUGGGAGCAACGCCGGCGAUGUUCUAUGCCCGGCCGGAUCAUGGGCCUCAUCAUGGCCUCUGGCACAAUUGA